UUCCAAUCCAAGACUACAUAUAUAGACUCCGCUAGUAGAGAGGGAAAUGGAAGCUCUCUAGCUAAGGUGGCUGCUGCGCUGUUGGGGCGAUCGUAUCAGUCAGUUCGGCUAGCUAGGGCUUGGGGAUCCUGAUCGCUUGAUCGAUUGAUUGGAGGCGAAGAUUAGCGAGCGUUCUGAAGUGAUAUAUCGGACACACAAAUCUAUUCCAGUGUUCUCUGAUUAAGAAGUCAAAACAUUGCUACUGUUGGCGUCUGCACUUCAGUCUCCAAGGUCGACUAUGAAACGGGAAGUGAUUGGCAAUCAUGUUGACGAGGAAGGAUCCAUUGGUAUCUAGAGAGGCAUAUUUGAAGAGCCGUGUGGAGGCAACGCAAGUACCUGCAGCUGGCAAAGCUAACAUCAAAACUGAGAUGACAGCCCGCCAGAGUUCAGGCUCGCGUAUGAUGAUGAAACCAAAAUUGCUGCUGUUGCUGCUCUUAGCAUCAGCGGUACCACUUCAUGCAUCAUCAUCAUCACCUUGUGCACCCGAAUCUGACUUCGACUCCAACACCGGCUAUUCAUCAGAAUGGAAGAUCCUCAGGAAGCACAACUUCUCUUCUCAGAUCAGAAUUCACCCCCACAUCCUGCUCCUUGUCACUCUCCCCUGGUCAGGUGAAUCUCGAGCUCUCAUGAGAGAUGUGGCUCUGGCGGUGAAGCGCAGGAAACCUGAAUUCAGCUCCCUUAAGCUGAUGGUCAUGUACAGGACCACAGAGAAGAUGCUGGCAGAUGCUAUUGGUGCCACUGAUGAAAUCACCAUCCUGUACUUUCACCAUUCCAAGUCCUACAAGUAUCAGGGAAGGCUUCGGGCUCAGAAUAUAUUGUCAUCGGUGCAUCCUCAUCUUUUCCUUCCUCCCGAAGAUGUUCCACUAAAACACCUCACAUCCCCACUGGAGCUGAGAGCUUUCCUAGACUCAACUGACAAGGCUUUGCUUCUCCUUGAAUUCUGUGGAUGGACCCCGGAGUUGCAGCGCAGAGGGCGGAAGAAUGUGACUGAACAUGGUUUCAUUGCACAAGGUCUCGGUGGGAAUGCAAAUCCGACUCUGGUACAUGGCUGGAAUGAUGACCAGAAGGGGAUGGACUCGAGUAUGCAGUGCAGCAUUGCAGGUGAAGUCAAUGGAAUUCCCUGGCUUGGGGAAUUUGGGUCAGUGACUGAUGCUGCUUCUUGGGGUUCAGAGGAAGCUAGACUUAAUACUGGAUACUCAUGUAACUUUCAGGAGUUCCAGCUGUUUGAGUCUUUCUUUUUGACCUUCAUGACAGUAGCGAGAGAGUUAUUUCUGCCGCCUGAGAGGCAUAGAUUUGGUCUAGUAGCAGAGAGAUCCUUGCUUCCCUUUCUUGGCGUAGAAGAACCCAAGUCAUGGUCAUUAAUGAUACAUUAUGCCGGAUGCCCCAGCUGUUCAAAGAUGCUGAGAGAAGUUGAUGACUUCAAGAGUUCCAUGCAGAUUGAUAACUCCAUUGUUGCUGAACUGGAAGGCAGUGGCCAUACUCAAGAACCUGCUUUACCUGCAAAUAAGGCGUCAAUGCUUCUAUUUGUGGACAGGUCAUCAGAAUUAUCAGAAGACAGGGUAAAAAGUAGGGAAGCUCUUAAUGCCCUAAGAGAUUUAGCAUGGCAUUUGCAGAUCUCUUAUCAUGGCAAAAAGCAUGGCAAACUGGGAAGUUUUGCAGCUCUGUCACAUCAAUCACAGGAAAGCAGCUUUAGGCGCCCCAAUGUGAAGCAAUCUGCAUUAUCUCAAAAUUUUAAGACAAAGGAUAAGAUGUCCAUAACGAUUAUAAAUGAAGAGAAGGAAAAGCAUGUCAGUUUAGACACAGGUUCACACAAGAAUUCCUUGCAUGAGAUCUUGGAACAUCUUCAGCAAACGAAGGAAGGCAAAUUGAGUUUGCUUGCGAAGAAGGUAGGUUUCCAGCUUCUCUCUGAUGAUCUUGAGAUUAAAAUAGCUAGUCUGUCCUCAAACAGAGAAGAUCAGCCUAUUCAAGCUCCACCGCAACUUUCCCAGGAAGGUCCUACCAGUGACAUUCAUCAGCAUGAAGAACAAGUGCUGAAUGGGCGUACUGCAUUUUCUGCGCAGAAUGGGGACACAUCUGCUACUGUGGAUGAGGAAAAGUCAAAACUCAUGGAUCCUGAACCUUCUCAAUAUGAUGAAGAGAGGGGAAGCUCUUUGGGUAGAAGCAAAAAGAUGGCAUUUGCAGAAUCAGGACGGUUUACUGCAAAGGGGGCAUGUGUUAAUUCUGAGGAUUCCAUUCUGGAGAAGACAUAUUCAUUAAAGGUAGACAAGUUGAAAGACAAAGAACUUCACAUUGAAGGUUUUAGAGGUUCCUUCCAUUUUUGUGAUGGAGACUACAGGUUACUCAGGACAUUGACUGGUGAUUCGAAGAUUCCAUCUUUGGUGAUAGUUGAUCCCGUUCUACAACAACAUUAUAUUUACCCUGCUCAGAAAAAAUUUACUUUUGCUGCACUGGCUCAAUUCCUGAGAGGAUAUCUUAAUGCAAGCUUGCUCCCAUAUCAACAGUCCGAAUCUACUCUUCCCAUCCCAAAGGAAGUGACUCGUCCGCCAUUUGUAAAUUUGGAUUUUUAUGAGGCAGAUCCUAUCCCAAAAAUCACUGCAAGAAGUAUAUCUGAAAUGAUUUUUGGUAUUAAUCAAUCUCUGGUUGAGAGUGUCAGCCCUCAUCCACAGAAGGAUGUCUUCGUUCUAUUCAGCAAUAAUUGGUGUGGCUUUUGCCAGCGAAUGGAACUAGUGGUGCGCGAAGUUCAUCGGGCUUUGAAGGGCUAUAUGAAAAUACUAGAGACUGGAUUCGAGUAUGAGAAAAUGCCCUUUAUCAGAGACAGCUUGGAAAAUAUCUCAGUGAAGCUCCCAUUCAUCUACUUGUUGGAUUGCACGAUCAAUGAUUGCAGUUUUAUAUUCAAGACAAUAAAGAAGGGAUCAGCAAUGAACUCAUUGGGCGAAGUUUAUCCUGCUCUGGUGCUUUUUCCAGCAGGGAGUAGGACUCCCAUCUCUUAUGAAGGGGAGACUGCGGUAUCUUCUGUUAUCAACUUUAUGGCUGAACACGGAAGCAAUAUCCGUCAUCUCAUCAAUGAGAAUGGAAUCCUGUGGACUCGAGCGGGAAAAGAAGGCAGUGGGAGUCGAACAUAUUUCGAUCACAGAUCAGCUGAUGCAGUUCGUAUUGAAAAUCCUACUCUGAAGGACAGAUUCCAUGAAGUCAUAGCAAACGCAAUUCCAGAAAGAAUAUCUAGUCACAAGCAUGGAGCUGAGUCUGUUGACUCAAAGGGAGUUCAAGAAGUGGGAGCAGCACAAAAUGUGGUUGUCGGUACGAUCCUUGCUGCUACCAAGAAUCUUGCUGGGGCCCACCACUUUGAUGAGUCCAUGAUUCUUAUUGUGAAAGCUGACAGGGAGGCAGGGUUUCAGGGUUUGAUAAUCAACAAGCAUAUUAGCUGGGACUCUCUGCGUGAACUGGAUGGAGGAUCCGAGGUGCUCAGAGAGGCACAUCUAUCGUUUGGUGGGCCCCUUGCAGUGCGCGGAUUACCCCUUGUUGCUUUAACUCGAAGAGCUGCUAAGGAUCAGUUCCCGGAAGUACUUCCUGGUAUCUACUUUGUCGAUCAGUUUGGAACUGUUGGAGAAAUUGAGGAGCUCAAGUCGGGAACAGCCAGAUCUGUUACCGACUAUUGGUUUUUCUUGGGAUAUGUGAGCUGGAGUUGGGAUCAGCUCUUCGAUGAGAUUGCGGAAGGAUCUUGGGCGAUGAGCAGGGAUGAUGAUUUGGAGUGGCCGAGUGGGUAGGUAGUAAAUCACUGCCCUGCACUGCUCUCCUCUUGUGAUCUUUGUAAUACCUACGUGCUUGACAAUAAUGAAUGGCACAAGCCCGCAUCUGAUGGAGGAAUCUGAAAGAAGCUGCCAAGGGGAGAGCUCAGCAUUACAUUUUUAGAAUGUUUAACAACUUUUGUUGCUUUUUGCACAAAUUGUAAAUAUGAACUCCUGUACUGUAGCGCUCUCUCUCUCUGGACGAAUAGCUCGGGGAUGACUUGUAUGACUAUGAGUAGUUCAGUUGUAAGUGUUGAGAAAGCUGAGUAUUCCUGUCAUGACCAUAGUUUUACUAAUAGCAUGUUUGAUAAAAUGGAAACAGGAUUGAAGCAGAUGGUCUUAUUUUAUU
Messenger RNA from Punica granatum (pomegranate), 4173 nucleotides. NCBI's taxonomy places the organism in Eukaryota, Viridiplantae, Streptophyta, Magnoliopsida, Myrtales, Lythraceae. The record is from RefSeq and is a predicted model, not a curated record.